AUGUAUAAGCAGUCGUCGUCGUACCCACACGCAUUCCCCAACUUCUUUUCCGUAGUGUGUUUCGCCGCAUGGCCUGGCUUUCACGAUACGCCGCACAUCCCUACCGCACCCAUGGUGCAAUUUCACCCACCAAAUGGCACGGCACGGCACCAUGACAUGACGUUGAAUUUUUUGGCUUUCUCUCGCAAAGUUUCACCGCUUGUAUCUAUUUCAUCAAAUCAGCCUCCAGCCGACCCUGCAUUGGUGCCUUCACAUUGUUUAAUCCCACAAAAGAAAAUAUGGUACCAUCUUCCUUUUCUUUUUCUUCCGCUGAACCCUGUCUUCCGGCAAAACUUUGACCCCCACAGUUUCUCCGGAUUUUUCCGGUUUAAUAGUGAGCUGCGCCCGUUUCUGUGUUUUCUCGAGUGGGCGCAGGCAGGGUCCCCACAAAAGUUUUUCCGAAUGCGGAGAAACUAA
This is a messenger RNA of Lachancea nothofagi CBS 11611, 456 nucleotides long. The record is from the annotation of a GenBank genome assembly. NCBI's taxonomy places the organism in Eukaryota, Fungi, Ascomycota, Saccharomycetes, Saccharomycetales, Saccharomycetaceae.